Funneliformis mosseae is the source of this 426-nucleotide messenger RNA. NCBI's taxonomy places the organism in Eukaryota, Fungi, Glomeromycota, Glomeromycetes, Glomerales, Glomeraceae. The record is from the annotation of a GenBank genome assembly.
AUGCCAAAAGUUUUGGAUCGCGAUAUGCUUGAACGAUCUCACAUCAUUGAAGUUCUGUCACCAAUUCUUCUCGCGUUUCGCAAAGCAUUUCCUGAUGUAAAAUAUAUUUGGGUAGAAAAGAAUGUAAGAUCCAUAAAAGAGGUGAAUAUCAUGUUAACAAAACUACAAAAAAAACACCCGGCUGGCGAUGUUAAAAAGCUAUUAAUUAUGGCUAUAUAUAGUUUAUGUCGACUCCUUGCAGACAAAAGGAAAUAUUUAGCAGUUGAAUUGGCUUCUUGCAUAAUUCCAUUUGUUUUUGACGCUAUCACAUGUUACAUGAAGAUUUUUAAUUUCUUUGCAGUUAUUCGAAAUGAAUUCGUAGAACAAGAAAAAUUACAAAGGAAAAUUCGUUCCUUUAUUCCAGUUAAUAAUUGUUCUGAAAAUUAA